Messenger RNA from Colletotrichum orchidophilum, 552 nucleotides. RefSeq lists its product as uncharacterized. Lineage: Eukaryota; Fungi; Ascomycota; Sordariomycetes; Glomerellales; Glomerellaceae. The coding region runs from base 1 to 552 and encodes 183 amino acids. The record is from RefSeq and is a predicted model, not a curated record. The transcript is spliced from 2 exons.
AUGAAGUACGCCUACUUUCUCCUCGCCACCGCCGGCCUCGCCGCAGCCCAGCAAAAGUUCUCCGACGUCGUCCCCAAGUGCUCCAUCGACUGCCUCACCCAGGCCGUCAAGGACGGCACCAAGUGCAGCAGCAUCGACGACUCUGCCUGCAUCUGCGAGGCGGACAACUACCGCAGCAUCUACUCCGUCGGCGUCAACUGCGUCCUCCAAGCCUGCGGCUCUGACGUUGCUAUUGGCCAGCUCCUCCCCGCCGCCGGCAAGUUCUGCCGCGAGGUCACAGGCGGCGCUUCCGCUCCUCCCGUCGACUCUGCCUCUGCCUCUGCCUCCGCCGUCGUCUCUUCCGCCAUUGCGUCUCUGUCAUCUGCUGCCGCCUCUGCGUCCGCUGCCGCUUCCAGCGCGACUGCCUCCAUCUCCGUCACCGCUACCCCGACUGCUGGCGCUAGCGGCGCAGCUGCCACGAUCACCUCCACUUCCCAAGCUGGCGCUGCCCCUACCCUGGUCUCUAUGGGUGCCCUUGGCAUGCUUGCACUCGGUGGACUUGCUGCCUUCUAG